GGCGAUGCCAGUACAAGGCAAGGCACGCGGCGUAGAAACUCGCAGAUGCAAUCUAUGUAGUUUCAUUUCGGUUUCAGCAACGGCACAGUUCGGCGCACAGUUUAAGACAUUUCGUAUACAAAGCAUAAUCGUGAAUUGAGCCGCGCUUUUGAACGCUGUGACGGUGUUAUUUGAUUAAGUACAUUAGUUGGUGGUGCUAUUAGUGGAUUAGAAGAAAGUCGACCGCUCGAUCGAAAAUGCUUAAAUCGAUACUGACCUUCGCUGAUCAGUUUUUAUUUUUGAUUAUGGGGUACAUCAUGCGGCGCUUUCUGCGGUCGGCCAUGAUCGUCUUCAGUUGGUUCGUUGUACCCUACAGUCGCUUCACCAACAUCAAAGUGAACCGCAAAAAGUUGCCGCCCAUACGGAGUCACCUGCUGGAAAUACCCGCUGUCGAUUUGGCCAAACUGAUUCGCAAUGGAAAGAUCAAAAGCGAAGAGGUGGUCGAGGCGUACAUCGAGCGGUGUAAGCAGGUGAAUCCGUUGAUUAAUGCGAUUGUGCAAGAUCGCUUCGAAGAGGCGCUUGAGGAGGCACGUGAAACUGAUCGCCUUAUCGCGUCCGGCAUCAAUACCAUCGAGGAGAUGGAGGAGAAUACACCAUUGUUAGGCAUACCGGUAACGGUGAAGGAGAGUAUCGCCGUGAAGGGCUUAACCAAUCAGGCGGGCCGCGUUUUUAAAACACCACAAAUUGCCAAAUCCGAUGCGCCUGUGGUGGAGCAGAUCAAACGUUGUGGUGGCAUAAUAAUGCUGGUAUCGAAUACACCAGAGCUGUGCCUGCUGUGGGAGACCUACAACAAUGUGACAGGGCAAACAAAGAACCCUUACGAUUUGAAGCGCACACCUGGUGGCUCUUCGGGCGGUGAGGCGGCUUUGUUGGCGAGCGGUGCUUCGUUGUUGGGACUGACCUCCGAUAUUGGUGGCUCAUCACGCCUGCCCGCCAUGUUCAGCGGCAUUUGGGGACACAAACCAACACCAUACUCAGUCUCAUUUAAGGGUCACCAUCCGACUAGCGAUUACCCGAAAUGGGGUGAUUUCUUCACAAUUGCGCCGAUGACACGUUACGCUAAAGAUCUACCAUUAUUGCUCAAAUGCAUGUUGGAUCCUACCGGACCUAAGCUGACACUCGAACGUGAACUUAGUCCACAGAGCAUACGUUUCUUCUUCAUGGAUAACGAUGGUCCAUCGGGCAUGAUGCGUCCGUUGAGUCGCGAUCUGCAUGCCGCCAUCAAUCGUGUGGCCACCGAUUUUAAUGCGAAACGUGUAAAUAUCAGAAAAAUGAAACUCUCACUAGACAUCUCACUAUCUGCCAUGCUGACCAUGAAGAACAUCGAAACCAUCUAUUACAAAACAGAAGAAGGCGAACGUCCGAAAACCGUGUGCACCGAAACUGUAAAAUACUUCUUCGGCUGUUCGGAUAGCAUAUUGCCAUCGGUGAUAUUCGGACAUUUGCAAAACUUCAUGAAAAUCAUACCGAAUUCACGACACAAGCACUUGGCCACCAUUAUUGAGGCGCUCAAGACUGAAUUCAAAGAGCUGCUCGGGAACGAUGGCGUCUUUCUCUAUCCAACAUUUCCGAAUACGGCGCAUCAGCAUUAUCAAAUCUACCACAAACUGUUGGAGCCCAUGUAUAUGGCGAUAUUCAAUACGCUGGGCUUGCCCGUCACCAACUGUAUGAUCGGUUUGGAUCGACGUAAUCUGCCAAUGGGCAUACAAGUGGUGGCGAAUCCGGGACAGGAUCAUCUUUGCUUGGCGGUGGCGCGCGAAAUGGAGCGACGCUACGGUGGUUGGGUGCGUCCGCCUUCAGAGGAGUCAGCGAAGCGUGUAUAAAGCAGCAGUGAGGAGCAAAAUGGGAGAAAGAGAGUGAGAGCGGGAGCGAGAGAGUUCAUAUAUGUAAUUAGGCGUAAAGUGCAAAGGGUGUGCCUUCAAUGCUGUGUGGGCAGUUCAAACUAUUUUAGUAAGUUCAAAGCGGUGCAAAUAUAAAUUGGGUUGUACUGCUAUGUAUAUAAGAAGGAAUGUAGAGAUUGUGCCUUUAUACAUCAUGGUGCCUCAUUUGUGCUACGCCUGCUCUGAGUUUAGUAAAGCUCUUGGACGUCAACUUUCUAAGCUUUGCAAAGCGACUGAUGUUACGUUAUAACAAAAAAAAUAUUUUCAUAAUUUUAUAUACUAUAUUAUUAUAUACUAUAUAGAUUUAGUUCAAUUUGUAAAUCGGGCGCAUCACAUUUUUGUAACUGUAAUUUAAUUUGCAUUUGCAUCACGAGUA
Bactrocera dorsalis (oriental fruit fly) is the source of this 2295-nucleotide messenger RNA. RefSeq names its product fatty-acid amide hydrolase 2. Bases 237 to 1862 code for a protein of 541 amino acids. The transcript is spliced from 4 exons. The record is from RefSeq and is a predicted model, not a curated record. Lineage: Eukaryota; Metazoa; Arthropoda; Insecta; Diptera; Tephritidae.